This is a messenger RNA of Macadamia integrifolia, 1546 nucleotides long. Its product is annotated as zinc finger protein CONSTANS-LIKE 6-like. The transcript is spliced from 3 exons. The record is from RefSeq and is a predicted model, not a curated record. Bases 219 to 1154 code for a protein of 311 amino acids. Gene Ontology annotation, molecular function: protein binding. Gene Ontology annotation, cellular component: nucleus. NCBI's taxonomy places the organism in Eukaryota, Viridiplantae, Streptophyta, Magnoliopsida, Proteales, Proteaceae. Gene Ontology annotation, biological process: regulation of DNA-templated transcription.
UCCCCUGUCCACUGUCCACUGUCCACUGUCCUAAAAGACGCUUUUUUCCUUCUACCCUUUUUCACUUUUCUCUGCAACAAAUGUGAGCAGCAACGCCAGCAAAAACACCCGCACCACUGUUCGACGGACACGAAGUAAGGACGGAAGGAAGAAGGAGAAGGUAAUCCUUCGUUCCCAUCAGCUCGUUAAACCAGAAUCAGAAGGCCCAGACGACGGAAAUGAAUCCAGACCAAGAGCUAGAGGAGCAUCAGCAGCUAAACCUGUUUCCACUACACCCAGAGAAUCUGUUCGAAGAGAGAGACGUUCAGGACGACAACGUGUCUUACUUAUUCAAUGCCGACGGUGGAGUCAGCUUGAACGGCCUCCUUGGAGUUACAGGUCGAGUAGUAUUGCCUCCAUCGGAGGAGGAGGAGGAGGAGGAGGAGGAGGAAGGGGAGGAAGAGGAGAUGGGGGAGGAGAGAGAGGAUUCGUUGUCUCCGUCCUUAACAACUUACACCAACACCUUAGGGGGUGGAGGAGGAGGACAGGACAGCGAUGAAGUUGGGAGCUCGUUGGCUAAGACGGCCUUAAGGCAGCGUGAGAGGGAAGCGAGUGAGGAGAAAUGGGUGAUUUACUCGGAAGUUGUUGAGAACAGCAACAACGAAGCCGCCAUGAGCAUCAGCAGCAGUAGCUGCUGCAACGAGUACUGCAACAAUAACAACUCUUCAUGGUAUCAUCAUCAUCAACAACAACAACAACAACAACAAGAAGGGCAUCAAGGGCACCAUCAAGGGAAUCAAGGACUGUGGUUGAAGCUGGACUAUGAGGAGAUCUUGAACGCCUGGUCCGACAAAGCCCCUCUUUACAUCGAAGGAGAGUCUCCACAGACCGUUCCUGACGUUCUUGAUGACUCCCUUUCCAACGGAUUCGUGGAUGGUGGUGGGUUGGGGAGCAACGCAGGGGUACAGAGAGUCCCCGACGUCGGAAGCAGCAUGGUCGGGGAGGACCAAGCGGGCAUAGAAGGAACGAAGAAGGGACAGAGGCAAGCAAGGGUGCUGAGAUACAAGCAGAAGCGACAGAGUAGGCUCUUCUCCAAGCGCAUCAGAUAUGAAGUUCGGAAGCUCAAUGCUGAGAAGCGGCCUCGGAUGAAGGGUCGAUUUGUGAAGAGGAACUGAAGACUCCAAGCUAUAAAUUAUGACUUUAUAAGAGAGAAGGCUCAUUAUGAAGAAGAGUAGAGAACAAAGACUGGGGAGUUAGACUUGGUCUGAUCUUCCCAAUACGUCCUCUGUAAAUAACUUCUCAGCUCAUGAUCUACAGAAGAACAGGGUUCCUCCCCCUCGGGUGGAUCUGCUGCAAAAAUUUCUACUGCCAUAAAAUAACUUUGCAUCUCUUUGUCUAUGAAAUAUGAAACUCUGGUGAAUCUGUUUAUUUCGUCCUGCAUUUAUUUUCCUUUGAUCCAUGGUUGUGCAUUUGAUGUACUUUGCAUUUAUUGCUAACCCUUACUGGAUUAGCCAUUAACUUGUGUAGGCCAUGGGUAUAACCAUAAUUGAUAUAUAUUUUUUCAACC